Mitosporidium daphniae is the source of this 360-nucleotide messenger RNA. RefSeq lists its product as uncharacterized. The record is from RefSeq and is a predicted model, not a curated record. Bases 1 to 360 code for a protein of 119 amino acids. Lineage: Eukaryota; Fungi; Microsporidia. The transcript has a single exon.
AUGAUAUUCAAAACAAUCCUCGCUUCCUCUCUCUUACUCUCAGCCUUGGGCCAGGUGUGCUUGGCCGAUGGCACCAUCCACGAAAGUUCGGAUGUCGAUACUGCUUCUGCGCCCGGAAACGUUGCAGGUGCCGAUGAUUUUAGACUGAAAGUUGAAGAGCGAGAGCGAGAGGGUUUCCGUCGUCCUUAUCGCGAAAGAAGAGGCUGCGAUGGUUUUGACGGUCCAUACAGAUCGCGAAGCCGCGCCCUUGAGCUUGAAGCCACAGGAGGCUACCACCACCGUCACCAUCAUCACCAUGGUAGAAGAUAUUACGAGGAACCAUAUCGCCACCGCGAGAGAUACUAUGGCUACUAUUACUAA